This is a messenger RNA of Carcharodon carcharias (great white shark), 3743 nucleotides long. It is a transcript of the gene cdh31, whose product is annotated as cadherin 31. Gene Ontology annotation, biological process: calcium-dependent cell-cell adhesion; multicellular organism development; homophilic cell-cell adhesion. The transcript is spliced from 16 exons. Gene Ontology annotation, cellular component: catenin complex; adherens junction; plasma membrane. Gene Ontology annotation, molecular function: calcium ion binding; cadherin binding. Lineage: Eukaryota; Metazoa; Chordata; Chondrichthyes; Lamniformes; Lamnidae. The record is from RefSeq and is a predicted model, not a curated record. Bases 357 to 2969 code for a protein of 870 amino acids.
UGCUGCAGUGAGAUCUACAGAAGUCCGAGUUGCCACACCGUUCUUACAGCAAGCAGCGUCAGCAUCCACUGAAACUGGGAGUGGGUGGAUUUACUGGACGAGCCUGAAAUCACUGGGAGAGGUUGUUGCCUUUACCUGUCGCCAGGUAGUUCCCGGUUCACCCAAAAUUGGACAAACAUCCGGGCGCCAGCCAAUGAGCGAGGGAGAGGGAUGCACCUGAAGACGUCACCUGGAUUUGGGGAGUGAAACAGAUUUGGAGAAUUGUUGAAUGUUAAGUGGACAGAAGAGGGAAGUCAGAAAACAGCAGCCCAGCAAGCACACACUACCGCGCUUUGUAAACUCACUCGGAUAUUCCAAUGAGGAAUUUCACCCUCUCCACCCUGGGGAUUCUCUUCCUCCUGCUCCAGGUUUGUCGCGGCGGAACUUCGAUGCGAUGUAAAGGUUUCGACCAAAAGAGCUACAUUUUCGCGGUGCCUGUCCUGGAGCCAGGACUAAUCCUUGGCAGAGUUAACUUUAACUGCAGUGGACAGAAGAGUGUGAUUUAUGAAACGGAUGAUCCCCGCUUCCAAGUGGAUUCCAAUGGAAACGUUCUUGUUAAAAACCCAGUGUUCCCAGAUAACCAAACAAGUUUUCUUGUUACUGCACGUAAUGAGGCUGAAGAGAAAUGGGAUGCUGUCAUUAAAGUCCUAAUAAAUGAAGAGAAGUUGAAAGACUCUGCCGAUGAUAUGUCAAAGAACGUGCCGGUGAUACGAUUUCCACGUUCUUCUGGUUCUUCACUGAGACGGAGAAAGAGAGAAUGGGUGAUUCCUGCAAUCAAUCAUCCAGAAAAUCAAAGAGGACCAUUCCCCAUUGAAAUCACAAAGAUCGAGUCCAGUCUGAAAAAGGAAAUUAAAAUAUACUAUUAUAUCUCAGGACCUGGAACUAAUGAGCCACCCAAGGGAGUUUUUAGCAUAGAUAAGCACUCUGGUGCAGUUCGAGUGCAUCAACCUUUAGACCGAGAGCAAAUACCUUCAUAUAAACUGAUUGCUGUUGCAAAAGAUGAACUUGGUGAAAUUGUUGAACAACCGGUAGAAAUAUUUAUCAAUGUCAUCGACCAGAAUGAUAACAGACCAGAGUUUAUUGCUUCGACUUUCUAUGGCAAUAUUACAGAAGGAGCUGCAACAGGUACUGCAGUCAUGACUGUAGCAGCCACAGACAAAGAUGAAAAAGAUAACUAUAAUUCUAUAAUUGUGUACUCCAUUCUGAGUCAAAAUCCUGAACUGCCUUUCAACAGGAUGUUUACAAUUAGUUCAGCAACGGGAUUAAUAACUGUACAGCACGGGGGCCUUAACCGAGAGAGUGUGAAUAAAUAUACACUUGAAAUUCAAGCAGCAGAUUUGGAAGGAAACGGUUACACCACCACAACCAGAGCAAUAAUCUCUGUCACUGACGCUAAUGAUAAUGUCCCACAAUUUGUGACAAAAGAGGUUACUGUAGAAGUUCCUGAAAAUGAAGUGGAUUAUUUCGUAACAAGCCUCUCUGUCACUGACGAUGAUGAGCGAGGUACACCUGGCUGGAAAGCAGUUUACAGGAUAGUUUUUGGGAAUGAGAGAGGACAGUUCAGUGUGAAUACUGACACAGAAAAUAAUGGAGUCCUUAAGAUAGUUAAGCCCUUGGAUUAUGAGAAGAGCAAACAGCAUCGGGUGAUCGUAGAAGUAAAGAAUGAAAUAGAAUUCACCUCAACCAUGCCACUCUCUUCUGCUACAGUCAUCAUCAAUGUAAAAGAUGCUAAUGAAGCACCAAUAUUUAAUCCAGAAAUAAAGGAAGAUCAGCAACCUGAGAACCUGCCAGUAGGAAGUACAAUAACCGCAUACACUGCAAAGGACCCUGACACUGCUCAAGUGCAAACCAUUAGAUACCGAAUGGGGAGUGACCCAGCAAAAUGGUUUGAAAUUGAGCAAGAUACUGGCAUCAUUAAACUAAUUAAUAAUAUGGACAGGGAAUCAGAAUAUGUUAAGAAUAGUAUAUACACUACAACAAUCCUUGCUUACGAUGAUGGGACUCCAGCUGCUACAGGUACUGGGACACUCCUCCUGCAGCUUGAAGACAUCAAUGAUAAUGCACCCAUCGCCACUGCUCCUUUACACCUUUUGUGCAACAAUAAUGCUGUCCCUGUCAAUGUAACCAUUAUAGACAAAGACAUCCCACCCAACACCUCACCUUACAUUGUGACGCUAGUUCAUGGAGCUGAGCAAAACUGGACUAUCAAAAAUACAGAAAAUGCUGAUGUGAAGAUGUUACAACUGAUAAAAGAAAUUGACCCUGGCAUGUAUGAAGUUCCUUUGAAAGUAAAAGACAGUGGAGAGCCAGAACUGUCUCAAGUCACAGGGCUGCGGGUGGAGGUGUGUGACUGUCACGACAACGGAGCAUGUAAAGACAGGAUAGCUGCUGCCUCUUUUGGAAUAUCUGGCAUUUUGGCUAUUCUGGGGGCUAUCUUAGUAUUGUUGAUUUUGGUGCUGCUACUCCUACUCUUUGUAAAGAGGAGGCAAAAAGUCAAAAAGGAGCCCCUACUGCCUGAAGAGGAUGUCCGAGACAACGUUUACCAUUAUGAUGAAGAAGGCGGUGGCGAGGAAGACCAAGAUUAUGACCUCAGCCAACUGCACAGAGGCCUGGAUGCAAGGCCGGACGUUGUUCGUAACGAUGUGGCUCCAGUACUCCUGGCACCACAAUAUCGGCCGCGCCCUGCAAACCCAGAUGAGAUUGGCAACUUCAUUGAUGAGAACCUGAAGACAGCUGACAAUGAUCCAACUGCUCCUCCUUAUGACUCCCUCUUGGUGUUUGAUUAUGAAGGUGGUGGUUCAGAGGCAGAAUCUUUGAGCUCAGUGAACUCGUCCACAAACUCUGAUUUAGACCAGGAUUAUGACCACUUGAACACCUGGGGCCCACGCUUCAAGAAACUUGCUGAGAUGUAUGGGGGCGGGGAAGAAUGAGAAACUGGCAUUGGACAGCCAUUUUGGAGACUCGCUUUUUUUAAUCAUCCUGUAAUGCUUAAAAGCAAUGUGAAUGGGCCACAUAAUGGGAAAUGAAUACGUGGCACUAUUUGGUGACAGGUUAGGGUCAAACUGAAAUUACACUUGUAACUGAUCUUCAGUAUUUGAAAGCAAGUUACUAAAUUGCCACUAAAAUUUAGAUGAAUAACAAGUUUUUCUAAGCUGGUCAGCAUGGAUUUGCCUGGAGAGCUUUGUUUCCAAUAGUCCAUGACUCAUGCAGUUGAAUUUUCCCUAAAUCUAAAUGAGCCAAAGGUUAUUCAAUUUUAUGUCCUAGUAGAUUUUCUUCCUGGUCCAGAAUCUUACUACUGAAAUCAUAUAUUUUGCAGCAUGUUCUUUUCUUUGACAAAGAGACUUAAUGUGAAGUAUUUAGGAAUGCUAUAAUACAUUUUAAAAUAGCUUUGUUUUAGUUAAAUAUAUGUUGCUUUUGUUUCACAGAUACAAUAUUAAAUUGAUUUCCUUAAUUAAUUUCCACCACGUGUAAAAUUCGGAUACAUCACCUAUGUACUGCUUGAAAAGGCAUUGUUAAAUCAAACUAUCAUAGCUACUGGCCAAAAUUGUUAUAAGUUGAUAGCACAUGUGUUCUCAGGAAAUGUUCAUUUGAGUUUUUAGGAAAAGCCGAACUUUAUUUUUAAAAAGUAACUAUUUCCCCCUUUUUAUGUACUAACACCUUGGGUAGUCAAAAAUAAAAUUCAAAAGAAUAAAAUCCUUCUUUUA